UAUUGUCACUGACUAUUUUCUCUUGUUUUUAACAGUUUGGCUAAACAGGUUAUGGGCACUUCACACAAACCUGCAAGAAAACUCAUCAAAUGUCCUAACUGUGGUAAAAAGUUGAGCGGGGCUUCAAGUUUAAGAAGUCACUUAAGGAUUCAUAGUGGAGAGAGGCCAUACAAAUGUACACAGUGUAAUAAGAGCUUUGUUCACUCCAGGUAUCUGAAAAUGCAUCAAUUAAGGAUUCAUAGCGGUGAGAGGCCAUACAAAUGUACACAGUGUGAUAAGAGCUUUGUUUACUCAAGUGAUUUAAAAAGGCAUCACAUCAUUCACAGCGGUGAGAGACCACACAAAUGCAGCCAUUGUGAUAAAUGCUUUUGAAGGUCAUCAAACUUAAAAGAGCAUUUCAGGUGCCACACUGGUGAGAAACCUUUUAAAUGCCCUCAGUGUGACACAUACUUAAGCCGGUCAUCACAUGUCGAAGCACACCUGUGGAAUCAUGCUGGCUUGAAGCCACACAACUGUACAUACUGUGAUAAGGGUUUUAAUCAGUCUACUGAGUUGAGAAUACAUCUAAGGACACACACUGGGGAGAAACCUUAUAAAUGCCAUAAAUGUGACAAGUGUUUUGCUACAAGUAAUUACGGAUCACGUCAUAGAAGGUCAUGCUGUGGACGCAAGACCUUUCAGUGCAGCCAGUGCAAGCAAGGUUUACAAACUGAGAGGGGAUUUAGACGACACAAGUGUAAAGAACUCUCUAAAGAAGACAGAGAGAAGUUUACCUGUUGGAUGUGCGGGGAAUUUUUUAAUGAUGUGUGUGGAAUUCUUUACCACAUGUACAAACAUGGAAUGCAAAAAGCGUAGUUUCUAAGUAUUACCGUGCCUAAUAACCCCUUGCCAUGAUGGCAAGACAAAUUUUAACAACCAGGUCUUUAGGGUGAGCAGCCUUUUUGGGUAGCGUGGUAGCAAAAUGACGCACUUUCAUAACACAAUUGAUGAACUCUUCAACCCCUAAGAUCCAAUAUGCAAUUCUCUCUCUGACCACUAUACAUUUCCUUGUAAAUAAGCAGGGAGAAUUUAGUGUUAUAUCAUUAUCAAUGACAUCCUCUAGCUGAUGAGUA
Molecule: messenger RNA, 1112 nt
Organism: Stylophora pistillata
Lineage: Eukaryota; Metazoa; Cnidaria; Anthozoa; Scleractinia; Pocilloporidae
Biological process (GO): regulation of DNA-templated transcription
Molecular function (GO): DNA-binding transcription factor activity, RNA polymerase II-specific; RNA polymerase II cis-regulatory region sequence-specific DNA binding
Source: RefSeq, a predicted model, not a curated record